Molecule: messenger RNA, 4873 nt
Organism: Mastomys coucha (southern multimammate mouse)
Lineage: Eukaryota; Metazoa; Chordata; Mammalia; Rodentia; Muridae
Gene: Rrm2b
Product: ribonucleotide reductase regulatory TP53 inducible subunit M2B
Exons: 9
Coding region: 225-1280 (351 amino acids)
Biological process (GO): deoxyribonucleotide biosynthetic process
Cellular component (GO): cytosol
Molecular function (GO): ribonucleoside-diphosphate reductase activity, thioredoxin disulfide as acceptor
Source: RefSeq, a predicted model, not a curated record
GGGGCCGGCAGGAAAGGAGGCUCUUGGAGGCGCCGGGAGUAGCGUGCCUGGGCGGAGCCACCGCAGGGAAGGCCCCUCAGUGGGCCAGCUAGAACCCAGGACCGGCGCAGCUAGGCGGGCCGGAGCAGGAGGAGGUUCGCACAGUGCGGUCUGGUCCUACUUGGAUUUGGCUGGCCUGCCGCGCUCAGUUCCUCAGCUCGGGUGGCUCGGGCAGAGUCUGCGCGAUGGGCGACCCGGAAAGGCCGGAAGCGGCCAGGCCGGAGGAGGGUGAGCAGUUGUGUUCAGAGACAGAAGAAAAUGUGGUAAGGUCAAAUGAAGAGCCACUCCUAAGAAAGAGUUCCCGACGGUUUGUCAUUUUUCCAAUCCAGUAUCCUGAUAUCUGGAGAAUGUAUAAGCAAGCACAGGCAUCUUUCUGGACAGCAGAAGAGGUUGAUUUAUCAAAGGACCUCCCUCACUGGAACAAGCUUAAACCUGACGAGAAGUAUUUUAUCUCCCACAUCUUAGCCUUUUUUGCAGCCAGUGAUGGAAUUGUAAAUGAAAACUUGGUGGAACGUUUUAGUCAGGAGGUGCAGGUUCCAGAGGCUCGCUGCUUCUAUGGCUUUCAGAUUCUCAUCGAAAAUGUUCACUCAGAGAUGUACAGUUUACUAAUAGACACUUACAUCAGGGAUCCAAAGAAAAGGGAAUUUUUAUUUAAUGCAAUUGAAACAAUGCCAUAUGUUAAGAAAAAAGCAGACUGGGCUCUGCGCUGGAUAGCAGAUAGGAAAUCUACUUUUGGGGAAAGAGUGGUGGCCUUUGCUGCUGUAGAAGGAAUUUUCUUCUCUGGAUCAUUUGCUGCUAUAUUCUGGCUAAAGAAGAGAGGCCUCAUGCCUGGACUGACUUUUUCAAAUGAACUGAUCAGCAGGGAUGAAGGACUUCACUGUGACUUUGCCUGCCUGAUGUUUCAGUACUUGGUAAACAAGCCUUCAGAAGACAGAGUGAGGGAAAUCAUCGUUGACGCUGUUAAAAUUGAGCAGGAGUUUUUAACAGAAGCCUUGCCUGUUGGACUAAUUGGAAUGAACUGUGUUUUGAUGAAACAGUAUAUUGAAUUUGUAGCUGACAGAUUACUUGGAGAACUUGGAUUCUCAAAGAUUUUUCAGGCAGAAAAUCCCUUUGAUUUUAUGGAGAACAUUUCAUUAGAAGGGAAAACAAAUUUCUUUGAGAAACGAGUUUCUGAGUAUCAGCGAUUUGCAGUCAUGGCAGAAACCACAGAUAAUGUCUUCACCUUGGAUGCAGAUUUCUAGAGCCUUCCUCAUAAAAAAAAAAAAAAAUCUAUAGCAUUCGGCUGUGGUGGUACACACCUUUAAUCCAGGCCUCAGAGGAGGCUGAGGGCAGCUGGAUCUCUGGGAGUUUGAGGAUGAUCAGGGAUAUAUAUACUGAGAUCUAUCUCAAAAACAACAUAACAGCAAAACCAAAAAAAAACCAAAACAAAACAUAUGAAAACCUGUUGUUGGUAAAUAGCAGUCUGUUUUUCUGUCUUUUUGAAACAUUGUGUAUCUCAUUUAAAAGAAUGAGAGAGGAAAUCUAAAACUAAAUUCUAAGUGAUUUGAUUUUAUUUAAAUAUACUUCAGUUUAUUUAUACAAUGAGAGUGUGACCUAAAUGUCUUCUUAUUUAUUUAUCUUUUUUGGUCAUAAGCACUUAAGAUGGUAUUAAGAUUGAAGAGUCAGGUAUGAGCUUGACAUUCUGGCUUACUCCUUGGUGUGACCUUGGCAAGUCAGUUAAUCACUGUAAACUUCAGGACAUUUAUCUGUAAAAUUUGUAUAAUAGUAAGUGUCAAGUUCAUGGAGGUGACCAGAGGGUUAAUAUACAGAAAUAGUUUGUUUAUCUAAUAAUUUUACCUCCACUACCUCGACUGCUAAUCAAUAUUAGUGAUAAGAUCAAGUACAGUGGCAUUGUGAUGCAGUCUACUCCUCUUCAGAGUGAGUGUGACUCCGGGUUGUAGUGAGACCAAGCACUCAUUAGAUCUUUGUGUUUUUAAUGCUUGCAGGAAUAGGAGGAUCUCUGUAGAAAGAUCACAACUCUUACCAACUGCUUUGAAUUCAUUAAUCUGCAGUAAAGAAAUAAUAUAUAGCUCUUAAUUGCUCAGUGUGGGAGGCUUAUGGAGUAGACUCCAAGUCACCAUGGUUGUGGAUCUUGUAAGCAAAGUGAUUCUUCUUUAGGAAUUAAAAAGAUAACUGUUGCUAGGUACAGCCCUGGAAUGUUUAGAAGCUGGAUAGAUGGGCAUUUCUCAAAGUCGUCUUCUCAGAGCUGGUAGAUCUUCCAGAUUUUUUGUGAUAGAAAAGGAGAUACAGUCAGUGGACGUGGGGAACGCUGUGCACUCCAUUCCUAGAGUCAGUCAGCAGAGUAGCUGAGGAAGAGCUGUGCAGAAGGCUCACCCUGCUGCCCACACAAGUCUGUCAGCACCUCGCACAGCUACAGAGUGUACUGGGGGAAGCUGGACCCUGGAGAUGGAGAACAAAGGGAGGUGGGAGGGCUUAGCGAGCCAUUUUGGAUGUAUGCCAAUCUGAGAAAGUGAUUUAAGAUUGACUUCAUCUUUAUGUCCUUCUACUCUUAAAUCUCUACACUGUUAUAAAGGAAUGUUCUUUUCGUGGACUGUCUAUGUUACAGGGUAAGAUGAUGAGGGAGAUGUAAGUCUUUCUAAGAAAGACGCAGAAAGGCCAGGAGCCAGGACACCUAGGCAAUGUGCCCUUCUUCAUUUUCAGGAAAAUAUCAAGAGGAAGCCUAACCCCAUCAAACCCUGGUCCCCUACUCAGUAAAGUUCCUGCUACUCAAGCUUGAGGUCCCGAGUCCUGACCCUUAGCACUCCAUAAAAACCAUAGCACAUACUCAUACACCUACCUGCACAUGCACACAUAUGCACACAUACAAAGUACAAAUAAAAUUGUGGCAGCUGAAAUUCAGAGAUUUAUCUCUGUUUAAGUUUUUAUUCUAUUUGCUCUACAACUAUCUGAUCAAAACUCAGAAUCCUAAAUGAAUGCUAGCCAUAUUUCCAUUGUUAGAGGGAGUACCUGAAAUGAAACAUUUUGGCUUAUGGUUUUUGGCUCUGUGCUUCCCAUGGUCAUGUUAUCACUCAGUAGCCCUCUACGCAUGACAGAGUAGCUACUUCUAAAACCUGGGGAGAGGAAGGAGGGCAUCGGAGAAGCUGAAAAGCUUAACCAAGACUUUACAGUCACUGUCCUUAUGCUGUAAUAUGUUGAGACUGUCACAUCCUUUAAACUUAAUCCAUCAUGAUUUAUUUUGCCUAUUCCUUUACUAAUUAAACUAUCACAUACUACCAUAGCAGAGUAUCAAAAUAUCACAGACCUUGGGGUAUAUAGGUAGUAUGUUCCAGGGUAUUUAUCAACUAUCAUACAAAAACAGCUAAAACUUAAAUUGUCUCAGACUGAAAGAAAACAGUUUUAAAAGUGUAUAUUCUCAAAGUUUUAAAUCCAGAUCUUCCUCAUGAGUAGGGACAGGAACCUUUAUGUGAUCCAUAUAAAUAGUAGCAAUAAGCAAAACUGUAUUUGAAAGAAGCCUUAAUUCUGAAAAACUGAAUUCUUAAUAACCUGUUACAUUACUACUCUCAGUAUUCUGUAUCCUUUCAAUGCCUCCAGGUUGCUCAUUUAUUUAUUAUGUUUGGUAUUUUGGUUCUUAGAUACGGAAGAAUCAAGUUAUAAAAUGUCUUUUCAGUAUCUCACAGAUAACAAAAAAAUCAAAGUAAUGCCUUUCUCUUUUUUUACAGUACAUGUGUUUUGAAGAAGUUCAACUUAUCAUAGAAUUGUGAUUUUAUAUUUUAAGGUGAUAAACAACUUUGUCAUAACCAUAGUUUAAAUAUGUGUUCCAACAUAGAAGUGUGAUGUAGAGGAACUGUGGAUGAGUUUUUUGCGGGCUGAGUUUCAAUAAUAAAGAGUUAUUUUUGUGAUGUAGAGUACUCCCAGCCAUGUCUUAUUAUUUGAACCUGUUAUAGUUGUUUCAUUUAAAAACCUCCAGGUUCUACUUAUGUCACUGCUUUAUUAUGUUGAUUUUCCUUAUUUAGUUGAUGUCUCAUCAUGUGGUCUGGCCUGGAUCUCACACAUGAGCCUCCUGCUUCAGCCCCCCAGUCACUGGGGUUAUAGGUGUGUGCCGCCACACCCAACUACCACUUUAUGUUUUGUGUAUGAAGAAAUGUGCAUGUUUAAAAGUAAUUUAAUGUUCAAAAUUUUGUAUUUUAUAUUUAAGUGUAUUUAUGUCAUUUUCAUAGACUCCAGAUUUACUUUUCAUAGUUAAGCAAAGAGCCCAAUGUCUCUUCAUUGAUUAAAAAAAACUCUUGAUGGGGUACAUUAAUACCAAAUUAGUUCUAAAGUCAGGAAUCAUGUUUUGAAUUCACUGAAUGAGUUGUCACCCAACUCAGACAGAACCUGGGGUUAAUAACUUACAAGUCAGAUUGCCUAUACUUUUCAUCAUUUUUCUUUAAAUGAUCUGCUCCUUUGUAAACUGCUCUGGGUCUGAAGGAGAAUUUAAUAUUCCUGAAAACCUAGGGGAAAGAUGUAGUCCUCAAAUCUGUGGUUCAGUUCUUAAAGAAAAAAUACAAAAAGGGCAGACUAGAGGGUGACUUUUUUUUUUUUUUUUUUUUUUUUUAAGAAAAGUGAAUUCAUAAUAUUUUAAACAUGUCUUUUAACUAUUUUAUAACUUUUUCAAGUGUCUGGUCAUUUAACUAAAUUGCUAAUUAUUUAAACAUCUACUAAGUAUAUAGCAAGUUUUAUUAGACAUGGUGUUAAAAUACAUGAUGGUCAGUCAAAUCAACUCUGCAUGUAGAGCUUGAGGGUUUUUUUUCCUCUGGAAAAUUAUGACUUUUUAAAUAAAGUUUAUUAAAGUAAA